Molecule: messenger RNA, 1131 nt
Organism: Gastrolobium bilobum
Lineage: Eukaryota; Viridiplantae; Streptophyta; Magnoliopsida; Fabales; Fabaceae
Product: isoliquiritigenin 2'-O-methyltransferase-like
Exons: 4
Coding region: 1-1131 (376 amino acids)
Biological process (GO): methylation
Molecular function (GO): protein dimerization activity; S-adenosylmethionine-dependent methyltransferase activity; O-methyltransferase activity
Source: RefSeq, a predicted model, not a curated record
AUGGGUUCCUAUUCUAAUAACGAGAAAGAGAACCAUGCCAUGAAAACACCCAAUGACAUUGAUACCCUCUCUGCCAUGGUGCUUGGUUCCAAUGUGGUCUUUCCUGCAGCACUUAAUGCUGCAAUUGAACUCAAACUAUUUGAGAUCAUUGCCAAGGAAAGCUCACUAUAUAAUAGUGAUGGAUUCAUGUCAUCUUUUGAAAUUGCUUCAAAGCUACCAAACCAACACUCAGACUUGCCAAAUAGGCUUGACCGUGUGUUACGCUUGCUUGCUAGUUACUCUCUUCUUACUCUUUCCACUCGCACCAUUGAGGAUGUUACCACUCUCACAGUUUAUGGUAUCUCACCAUCUGGUAAAUAUUUUGUUAAUGAUGAAAAUGGUUAUGGAAAUAAUGGUGAUGGUUAUUUGGCUUCAUUCACAUUAUUUCUGUGUCACCGUGCUAUGUUAGGUGUAUGGCUGAAUUUUAAGGAAGCAGUUAUUAAUCCUGAGAUUGAUGUAUUCAAGAAAGUUAAUGGAAUGUCUAAGUUCGAGUACUUUGGGAAAGAACCAGAAAUGAAUAGUGUCUUCAACAAACCAAUGGCUGAUAUAUGCACAACCCAUAUGAAAAAAAUACUUGAAAUAUACACAGGGUAUGAGGGAUUAUCAACUUUGGUUGAUGUAGGAGGUGGAAUUGGACAAGGUCUCAAUAUGAUCAUCACCAAAUACCCUUCAAUUAAAGGGAUUAAUUAUGACCUCCCUCAAGUGAUUGAAAAUGCACCACCCUUUCCGGGGAUUGAGCAUAUUGGAGGAAAUAUGUUUGAAAGUGUUCCACAGGGUGAUGCCAUAAUGCUAAAGGCUAUAAUCCAUAAUUGGUCCGAUGAAAAAUGCUUGCAACUUUUAAGCAAUUGUCACAAGGCUUUGCCACCAAAUGGGAAGGUCAUUAUCGGGGAGCUCAUACUGCCAGAAGAUCCAGAACCUAAAAAUGAAUAUAAAAUGAUUUCAAUUCUUGAUAACAUCAUGUUUAUUACUCCUGGUGGAAGGGAAAGAACUGAGAAACAAUACAAGAGUUUGGGCAAGCGCUCUGGAUUUUCUAGGUUUCAAGUUGUUUGUCGUGCUUUCUCUGCUUUGGGAGUGAUGGAGUUUUACAAAUAA